ACGGCCUUACGAACCGGUUCAAAAAAUUUUGAACCGAAACGUCGAAACCCAGCAGAAGAGAGCGGGAACUCAAUCCGAAUCUUCUGUCGCCGCCGGGUCGAUGUCGCCGAUGGCGGAGGAUCCCGUCCACCUGAGGAUGUCGGAGAUGCGGCACGAGUGCGGAAAGGAGAUGCUGAGCCGGCGGGAGAAUGCGAGCCUCGGCACCAGUUCCUUCCGCCACUCGCUCCCCUCAAUCCGGUCCUCGGCCGAGCUAACCCUAGCAGAUCGAGAAAAACUCUUCAAGCUGAAAGAUGACUUCAAUUGCUUGGAGGCUGAAUUACGCGAAGCUUUCUCAGCGAAGGCUGCUAAAGAUUCUAAAUCUGCUACUAUUGCUGAAGUCCUUUCUACCACAAUAUCUAGAUCUGAGCAACUGAAGAAGACAAUUACAGAACUAAGAAGAAAGAAAGAUGAGUAUGGUUCAACUAUUUCAAAACAAUUAGUUGAUCUGAAAGCACAAGAAGAGAAGAGUAAUCAUGAUAUGCUCGAAAGAAAAAAGAUAGAGGAGGCUAUUGAGUGGUACAGUAGGUUUCUUGGUUUCCGAGUUGAAUGUGGAGAAGGGGUCAAGUUCAUCUUUGACAAAAUUGAUGUGAAGAAUCCAGAUGAUGAGCACUCAUUCAGCAUCAGACUUGAAAAUGAUGCUUAUAAACUACUCGACUGCAAACCAUACUUGGAAGGUAUUCUUGAAUUGAUCCAGGUAUUGAAUAAAACAAAUAGCUUAUUCAAGUUUGCAAGAAUAAUGAGAGAGAAGUUCCAGGAUGCUGCUGCAUUAAAUGGAAUGCUACCUGCAACUAUGUUUGCAUUUCCAGAUCCGUCUUCAGUUACAGUGUCAUCGGCCCCUCCAAUCUCUGUGGACAGUAAAACUGAAACAACAGUGACACCAAAUGAUAUUCAUGUCCAAGAUAGUGAUUGUCAGUUUAAUCCUGCUAAAAAAAUCAACAAUAGCCAACCUGCAAAGCCAUCUCCGAGUCCUCUGCCUGCGCUUCACUCUGAGAUUGCGCGUCGUUCUCCACGUUUGCUGGAUUUUGGGAGCUCGUUGUGGCAUUACUUUCAUGCAUCUUCAGGCUUGGCAAGACGCGGUUGCUGAGCCUCUACGUAAUUAGACGACAUACUAUGCCCAUUAUAUGUGGCGGGUACUCUCGACAACUCUCCAGCUAAAGAAAUGACUACAUGUAAAAAUAACUCCCACUGUUUCUUUCUUUUUGUUUAUGGUGUCAUCUUUGAUAACCGAGGUUAAAGUAGUGCUGUGAUAUUAUUGAAACCGAAUUGCUUGAACUUUACCUAAACAUGCUUCUCAUUGUAACCAUAUAUUCAUGUUGAAAAUUGCCGAGUUUGUUAGUGAUCGCAAUUGACAAGUUUA
Zingiber officinale is the source of this 1396-nucleotide messenger RNA. RefSeq names its product kinetochore protein SPC25 homolog. Bases 101 to 1123 code for a protein of 340 amino acids. The transcript has 9 exons. Gene Ontology annotation, cellular component: Ndc80 complex. Gene Ontology annotation, biological process: chromosome segregation. The record is from RefSeq and is a predicted model, not a curated record. Lineage: Eukaryota; Viridiplantae; Streptophyta; Magnoliopsida; Zingiberales; Zingiberaceae.